AACACUAAUGGACCAGCCUUGGUACAGGCAGUAUUUCUGGCUUCUGGUUUUCGGAGGCAUUAUCCUCUUUGCCGGGAUAAUCAGCCUUGUUAUGGUUUGCGUUUGCAGAACUCAGUUCUCAAAAAGGCUAACAAUACGGAUUCAGAAGUCUUGGAAACAAAAGAAAAAACGAAGACAAGAGCGCAAGAACACAGUUAUCGCAGAAUCAUAUCGUCCAACAGCUCCUCCUACAGUUUUAUUACCAGAAGCAAGACCCAACCUUUUUGACACCAAUUCUGAAAAGUCAUCUUUAGACCUGCGACAUUUUAUGUAUGCUACCGCACUAAAGAGACCAGCACCAUCUCAGCAACUAAAUCCCAUUCCAGAAAAUACUACCUCAGACCUAAACCACGUUACAUAUGCUACUCCAUGGAAUAGACCAGCACGAUUUCAGCAACUAGGCCUAAAUCCUGAAUAUGGCAGCAAGAAGUUUAAUAUAAAUGUAAAUGAAUCAGGUAUAAAUGACAGAUAUUCAAAUGCAUCUUAUGACUCAGUGGGACAAAUCACAGACAUUUAUCGUAUACAGGCAGCUACAGAAGAUCCUGAAUAUGGCGGCAAGAAGUUUAAUAUAAAUGUAAAUGAAUCCGGUAUAAAUGACAGAUAUUCAAAUGCAUCUUACGACUCAGUGGGACAAAUCGCAAACAUUUAUCGUAUACAGGCAGCUACAGAAGAUCCUGAAUAUGGCGGCAAGAAGUUUAAUAUAAAUGUAAAUGAAUCAGUCAUAAAUGACAGAUAUUCAAAUGCAUCUUACGACUCAGUGGGACAAAUCGCAAACAGUUAUCGUAUACAGGCAGCUACAGAAGAUUCUAUUCCAGAAGAUCCAACUUCAGACCUAUACCACAUUACAUCUGCUACUGCACAGAAGAGACCAGCGCGAUUUCAGCAACUAGGCCUAAAUCCUGAAUAUGGCAGCAAGAAGUUUAAUAUAAAUGUAAAUCAAUCAGGCAUAAAUGACAGAUACUCAAAUGCAUCUUACGACUCAGUUGGACAAAUCGCAAACAUUUAUCGUAUACAGGCAGCUACAGAAGAUGAUACUAAAAACCUGGAAUAUGUCAAGGUGAUAGGUGAUAAUAGUGAUUACGAUGACGUGGAAAUAAUAUGACCAUUCUGUAAAUCGAGUAAUAUACUUGGGUGUUGUAUGGCAUUCUUCAUUAUCUACCAAGACUAAGAAACCCUUGCUAUGCGGAAAUAUUCUAAUCAGUGAAGCUGAUGCAGUGCAUUUUUUGUUUAGUUAAUAUUUUGUUCAGGAAACAUAUGCUCCAUUUGUGAGAAUGGCCUAUAAAAUAAACACCACUUGAAAAAAAAGACAAUAUAUAGUGAACAAAGAAUAGCUUGUCAUAUUUAUUCAGCAUUGCAUCAUGUUCCUGUGUAUGAUCUCAAGCUUCAUAAAAUGUUUGCAUCUGAAAACCAACAUGGCUUCCAGAAUAACUUGUAGAACUUUCCGACACAUUCUCAUGCAAGUAAACUUAGAUAUACAAUAUCAACGAGCAGGACUUUUCUUGUCCAGUUUCCACAGACAACCCGUGUUUCACACAUAUCUUCUAGUGUCUACCUUUGGCCUUCUAUUCUAUGUAAGACGAAGAAAUCUGAUAAAGUGAAAUUAUUAUUCCCAAUAAGAACAAUGGGGCUAAUUCAGACCUAAUCGCUCGCUAGGGUUUUUUUUAGCAGUCCUGCGCUUGCAUAGUCGCCGCCCACAGGAGAGUGUAUUUUAGCUGUAAAAGUGUGCGAACGCAUGUGUAGCAGAGCUGUACAAACAGAUUUUGUGCAGUCUCUGAGUAGCCCAGGACUUACUCAGCCGCUGCGAUCACUUCAGCCUGUCCGGGACCGGAAUUGACGUCAGACACCCGCCCUGCAAACGCUUGGGAAUGCCUGCGUUUUUCCAAACACUCCCAGAAAACGAUCAGUUGACACCCACAAACGCCUUCUUCCUAUCAAUCUCCUUGCGAACGCCCGUGUGAAUGGAUCCUUCGCACAAACCCAUCGCUGAGCGGCGAUUCGCUUUGUACCCAUGCUACGAGGCUGCGCAUUGCGGUGUACACACAUGCGCAGUUUAGACCUGAUUGCCCGGUGUAUGAAAAUGCAGCCUAGCGAUCAGGUCUGAAUAAGCCCCAAUGUCCUUGUGAUCUUUCAUCUUUCACACUUUAAGUUAACCCUGCUCAAAACAUUUGGCAAAAGUGGUCUGUAAAAUAUGGCUUUACAUUAAACAUGCAUACAAAUCACAAGUUGCCAGAUAAGUAUCUACAUAUUGACUGUACCAUUGAAAACUAUGAAAUAGUCUCACAAUCACCAGGCAUCUUUCCAGUUACACUGCAAGGGUUGGGUUUGUGCUAUAUAUUGUAAAAU
This is a messenger RNA of Pseudophryne corroboree (corroboree frog), 2382 nucleotides long. RefSeq lists its product as uncharacterized. The coding region runs from base 8 to 1141 and encodes 377 amino acids. Gene Ontology annotation, cellular component: tetraspanin-enriched microdomain; immunological synapse; membrane. Lineage: Eukaryota; Metazoa; Chordata; Amphibia; Anura; Myobatrachidae. The transcript has 11 exons. The record is from RefSeq and is a predicted model, not a curated record.